CCGUAGGGAGCAAUCCGUAAGCAAUAAGUGCAUCAUGAGUACUAUCGAACAAGAUUUCGUACAGGGCAAUGAAAGAAUAAGCGAGUCAUCGAUGUACGUCGAUGUAACAGCAGUUCAAGUUACAUACAGUGAUAUGGUCUCGGAGCCACACUUACAAGAGGCGUUUACAGUCGACCGUACAAAAUCACCCGAUAAUAAAUUAGAAAUCAGUCCUGAGCCACAACCUAGGGAGCAAUCCGUAAUCCACGAGGGCGUCACGAGUCUUAUGGAACAAAAGGACAAACAGGACAAUGAAAGAACAAUCGAAUCGUUGAUGCACGUCGCAGUUGGGCUUAUUCUACGAGUGGAGUGACGUGAGAUUGCUCGAAUGACGUGAGAAGAGUCGUAUAGCCCCAUUUGAAUAACAUGGUCACCUCACGUGAGAAUUGCUAAAAUCGACUCACCUCACGUCACUCGACUCGUAGAAUAAGCCCAAGUAACUGGUGUGGGUCACUGCGUCGUUCAAGUAUCGAAUAGUGAUGUGUUUUCGGAGCCGAACUUACAAGAAGCUAGUACAGUCAACCGUACCAAACCAACCGAUCAUAAUGUUUUAUUGAGUUUAACUCCUGAGCAAAGUCAGCAAUUCACAAUUCACAAGCAAGGAGGAUAUUAUGAUCAAUGUGGAACAUAAUGUUAAGCAGAACGAUGAAAGAACAAGCGAAGACUUCACAUUGGAUCGACUUAGAUCUGGAAAAACAAGGGAGGAACGUCGACCUUUGUUUGAUAUAAGUAAUGAAAUGGAUCAUCGUUCUCAAUUGUACAGAAAAAAAGGAAUGCGUUACAAGAUUAUGGAGCUUGACUCUGCAGCAUAUGAUCUCAUGACAGGUGGAAACAUGAAUUAUAGUUUCAAACAAGCAAAUAUGCAAUUGCCAAGUAUCAAAACAUUGAAACGACACAUUGCCAGAAAUACUGAAGAUACGAAGGAAGCCACGGUCAUGAUUCAGCCUCUUCUCAAUUAUUUACAUACGAAUCAGUAUCCAUUAGUUGUAGCGUUGAGUGAAGACGCGACUGCUCUUUCUCCAAAUCCGGAGUAUGACAGUAGGACCGAUUCACUGCGAGGUUUAGUUGCACCUUUGGACGAGCACGGUAUACCCAUCAAGGAUUACUUCAAAGUUCGUAAAAUGAUUACAGACUUGACUUCACAUCAUGUGGGAGAACAUUUAUACAUAAUAAUGGCUACACCAAUGGCUGUUGGAGCAUCGCCUAUAUGCAUAUUCUACAUGUGUAGUGACAAUCGCUUUACAUGUGACGAUGUGCUGUCCAGAUGGUCAUUUAUUGAAGCGGAAUUGAAUAAAGCUGGAAUAACGGUGAUCUGCAAUGCCUCCGAUGGCGACCCACGACUACUUAAGGCUAUGAAAAUAAGAUCUGGUAUUACGAAACCGGUUUUCCAUCAACUUUAUGGGCCCUACUUUAACGCGAAUAUGAAUGAUGCACCUAUUUCCAUAGAGAUGAGUGACGUUUAGCGCUCGCACACUA
Armigeres subalbatus is the source of this 1515-nucleotide messenger RNA. RefSeq lists its product as uncharacterized. The record is from RefSeq and is a predicted model, not a curated record. Lineage: Eukaryota; Metazoa; Arthropoda; Insecta; Diptera; Culicidae. The transcript has a single exon. The coding region runs from base 651 to 1502 and encodes 283 amino acids.